AUGGAGCCGAUUGAUGAAGCUCUUGAAUUCCUGAAAUCUGCAGACAAAAUUAAUUAUGCUAAGACAGCACGACGUUUCGAUUGCGAUGAGACUACGCUGCGGCGCCGGAAUCAAGGCAAACAGAGGUCAAGACGGGAUGCUGACAGAUUGUAUAAGUCAUGUCUAUCAAAACAACAAGAACGAGAUCUUAUUGCCUAUAUUCACAAGCUUUCAUCGCGUGGCAUCCCCCCCACGCUAUCAAUGGUAAAGAACUUUGCGCAGGAUAUCGCGAAAAUUAAGGUCGGAAAGGACUGGCCGUACAGCUUCGUUCGACGCAAUCGUAAUGAGCUUGGUUGCAUCUGGUUCGACGGGCUAGACGCCGCGCGAAAGAGAGCCGAUAAUGCUUCUAGGUAUAAGGAUUAUUUUGAGCUUAUCCGCACGAAAAUCGAGAAAUACAACAUUCUGCCUUGCAACACAUAUAACGUGGACGAAAAGGGGUUUCUCUUGGGCGUGAUUAAUAGGACAAAGAGAGUAUUUUCCCUAAGUGUCAAAAAGCAGGGUAAAUUACUCGGCGCAUCCCAAGAUGGCAAUCGAUCCUGGAUUACCUUCCUGGCAUGCGUCUGCCAGGAUAUGACAUCGCUGCCGCCAUUUCUCAUCUACCAAGGCAAGCCAGGGCAAGUCCAAGAUUCUUGGCUUGCAGAAUUUGACCCAGAGCAUCAAUCGGCUUUCUUUACAACCUCGGAGACGGGGUGGACAAAUCACGAACUUGGGAAAGAGUGGCCGAUAGGCGUUUUCGACCGCUUUACCAAGGCGAAAGCCCGCAACGGUCGUGAUUAUCGUCUCCUUAUUACCGAUGGCCACUCCAGCCAUGUUAAUAUGGACUUUCUAGAGUGGUGUGACCAACACAGGAUUAUUAUUGCGGUGUUCCCUCCCCAUUCCACACAUCGGUUGCAGCCCUUGGAUGUGUCGCUGUUCAGCCCUCUGUCAACCGCAUACUCAAAUCAGCUUAUCCAGUGGACGGCAAAAACACAAGGCCUUAUUAAUCUAUCAAAGCGCGAGUUCUGGACUUUGUUUUGGAGCGCAUUUGAAACUUCCUUCUCUGCCGAGAACAUUGCGAGUGGGUGGAAACGCACUGGUCUCUUGCCAUUUGACCCAGAAGUCAUUUUAUCCCAGAUCACCGACAAAGAAGAAGACAAUUCAGAUACAGGUGGAGACUCUGCAGAGUCAUUGGCCCUCCAACAACCUACUGCUCGAGAUUUACGCCGACUUGUAGACAAAGUUGUUGAUACGUCCGCUGCAGAUAGGGGCCGCCAGAGACCCAAUCAACUAAAUCAACUACACGGCAUCUGUCAAUUUAGAGUAAGUGUAGAUUAG
Pochonia chlamydosporia 170 is the source of this 1353-nucleotide messenger RNA. Its product is annotated as DDE superfamily endonuclease, CENP-B-like protein. The transcript has 2 exons. Gene Ontology annotation, cellular component: nucleus. The record is from RefSeq and is a predicted model, not a curated record. Lineage: Eukaryota; Fungi; Ascomycota; Sordariomycetes; Hypocreales; Clavicipitaceae. The coding region runs from base 1 to 1353 and encodes 450 amino acids. Gene Ontology annotation, molecular function: DNA binding.